ACACACACACACACACACACACACACACACACACACACACACGCAUUCGCACAUACACAUACUCACACGUGCACACACAUCACACACACAGACACGCAAUCGACCAAGCUCUUUACCUGAAACCAAUACCCCCAAACUGUCAAAGUAUUCUGCUCUUUGCUUCGCCACUCUCGCAAGCACGAUGGUAAUGAUUUACAUUCGCUCGAAAACCACCCACGUCGUGGAGAAUGCCGAGGAGCAUACCGUAGGAGACGUCCGCUCCUGUAUCUGCCAGGCCGAAGGGCUGCCCCUGGAGGAGGUGAGGCUGUACGCUGCGGGGACGCUCCUCGACGACGACACCUUCCCUCUCGCCGACCUGACCGUCGACACCAUCGACGUCAACGUUGGCCUCAAGGGAGGGAAGGUCCACGGGUCCCUGUCGCGCGCCGGCAAGGUCAAGGGCCAGACCCCCGUGGUGGAGAAGAAGGAGAAGAAGAAGGGCAAGACCGGCCGCGCCAAGCGCAGGGCGCAGUACGAGCGCCGGCUGUUCCUCGCGAGCGUGAACCCUUCGGGCCGUAGGCGAGGCCCCAAUGCUCAGGGAGACAACAAGACAUAGUGAGCCCUGCGCUAGUGAUCUGCUAGUGACCAUGGCCGCUGUAAGCAGGGAGUCAAUACUUACUGAUUCUCUAAUGUGUAGUGAGAAAGAGCAGGACGCCUGGUUAGUAAUCUGCUAAUGGGAGACUGAUUCCAAGUAAAGGAAGUAGGUGAAGCCAAACGGAUGCUGCGUCGCCACUGCAUGUCACAAACACGGAAGGCAAUCAUUUUGAAGGAACCUUUAAGUAAAAAAAAA
Molecule: messenger RNA, 829 nt
Organism: Penaeus monodon (black tiger shrimp)
Lineage: Eukaryota; Metazoa; Arthropoda; Malacostraca; Decapoda; Penaeidae
Exons: 1
Coding region: 182-595 (137 amino acids)
Biological process (GO): translation
Cellular component (GO): cytosolic small ribosomal subunit; ribosome
Molecular function (GO): protein binding; structural constituent of ribosome
Source: RefSeq, a predicted model, not a curated record